AUGCAACAUGCUGGGGUGUACAGCAGUUUUGCAGCAGCAACGGCGGCAGCAGCUUUGAAUGUAAGCAGCUCCAGUGAUUUUGGCAGCAGCAAUCUGAGUGGUGCCAUGAACGACCAGAGUAUUGCUGAGAUGGAAACAAGUUUGGAAACUUCGGCCAAUGGCCAGGGUGAAGGUGGUGGGGCGGGCAAUGUGGGCAGUAGUGGUAGUAGCAGCAACAGCAGCGUUAGUAGUGUUAGUAGCAGUGGGGUCACAACCACAGUUGCAACAACACCCCCACCAACAACAUCUGUUGCGGCGGCCCCUGAGAAUGUGGGGUCUGGUGGUGGUGGCGGCGGCAGUGGUGUUGCCGUUAAUUAUGGCCCAACAUUUUUUGGCAAUGAUUAUCAUCAUCAAUUAACCCAAUCCGCUUUAAUGGCCAAUUCGACGACAUAUGCCGCUGCGGCGGCUGCCUCCAGUACGGCCAUGCUAACAAAUUAUUGCGAUGCUGCCAUGAUGAUGGCCGCGGCAGCUGUUAAUGCCAAUCAGUGUCUGCAACAGCAACAACAGCGCAUUGCCUUAAUGGCCAACUGUCAGAGUGCAAUGGAUGAGCAUGAGUUUACAAGUUUUGCCAAAGAUGUUGUGGCCUCGGCCUUGUCAUCGGGUGGAUCGUCCUGUACCUCCAAUACCUCGGCCUCAACGUCAUCGUUGUUUUCCACAGUCACUGCAACGAAUAGAGAAAUGAAAAUAACAACAACAACGACAACGACAACAGCGGCCUUGUCACCGGGAGUUACAACAGCAACAACAACAACAACAAAAACUUCAAGAAAAUCCCCCUCACCUGGCAAAACCGUGCAUGCUGUAAGUAUUAAAGCCAAGGAAGAGUUGCUCAACACUACCACCAGCAGUACCAGCACCACCUCCAUAACCCUUGGCUCUGAAACGCCACCAAAUUUUAUCGAUAUCAGUGAAGUUCCUCUUAUUGUGGAUGUCAAGUAGUAGCGAAAAAAUUUUGAAUUUUCCUUAAUUUUUUUUCCAUAUAGGGUGUGAAAAUAAAAUAUUGAAAUUAAAAAAAAAAAAAUAAUUGAAAAAAAAAUACAAAAAAAAAAUUCUUAAAAAAAAUCUCAAAAUUUUUAAAAAAUAGCUAAAAAUUGUAAAAAGCAUAGAUGAAAUUUUUAUUUUCUCCAAAAAACUUUUGUAAAUAAUUUUUCAAUAAUUUAAUUUAUUUUUUAUAUUUAAAAAAUAUUUUUUAGGAAUCUCAAGGAAGUCAUUGUUUUAAUAUUUUUUUAUAAAUAUUUUUUUUUUUAUGAAGUUUCAAAGCCCAUUUUUCAAAAAAGCUCAAAAAAAGACUCAAUUAAAAAAAUGCAGGGAUAUUUUGAAGUGGGGGAGGGUAGAUCUCCAAAGAAUUCGAAUAUGAAAUUAAAAAAAUUUAACUUUAAAAAUUUCAAAUUUCCAAUUGUGGCAGGUUCCUGGAUCAUUUCCAAAUUGUAACUCCUCCCAACUUACAAUCCCAUAGUCUCAAAUUCUGAAUGCUCAAAUAUUUUUCAAAAUUUUUCAUUUUUAAAAUUUAAUUUUUUUAAAUUUUUUAAUUAAUUUUUUUUUUUAAAUUUAAAAAAAUAAUGUAUUUUUCAUGGCUUCAAAAUAAACAUAUCUUGGUUUUAAUUACUAAACAAAAAGACACAAAAAACAACAACAACAAGCAAGUCCCCUCAGUUAAAAAAAAAGAUACGUGUAACGUAUUGCAUUUGUUUUGUAGAUAUAAAUAAAUAAAAAAAACCAAAAUGUCCAAACUGUAUAAAAUAUAUAAUUUGUAAAAAUUAAAAAAAUUAAGAAAAAAUAUAUAAAUAUUUUAGUAUAAGUAAAUAUUCAAAACAAACAAA
This is a messenger RNA of Musca domestica (house fly), 1859 nucleotides long. Its product is annotated as integumentary mucin C.1. NCBI's taxonomy places the organism in Eukaryota, Metazoa, Arthropoda, Insecta, Diptera, Muscidae. The transcript has a single exon. Bases 1 to 978 code for a protein of 325 amino acids. The record is from RefSeq and is a predicted model, not a curated record.